Acanthopagrus latus (yellowfin seabream) is the source of this 2843-nucleotide messenger RNA. RefSeq lists its product as uncharacterized. The record is from RefSeq and is a predicted model, not a curated record. The transcript has 4 exons. Bases 241 to 942 code for a protein of 233 amino acids. NCBI's taxonomy places the organism in Eukaryota, Metazoa, Chordata, Actinopteri, Spariformes, Sparidae.
AAAUCUGUCUUAGAAUCAGUCCAUCCCACAGCUUCCUGCUGCAGACAGGGCGAACACUUCUCACUUCCUGUUGAUGAGCGUCUGACUCAGACUGGGUGCUUGUGGUUUAAAGUUUGUACAAUAACAUUAUUACCUCAUGAAACAGGAAGGGAAGACUUUUUUUUUUCUUGUGAAGGAAGAAGCAGCUCAAAAUCAGAGCGGCGUGAGGUUUCAGACAGUCGGCUCUGGUCGUAGCUGAUCAUGGAUCUGCUUUGGAUCAUCCUCCCGGUGCUUCUGGGUCACGUUCAUGCCGAGAACGUGAUCGAGGUGAAGGUGCUGCUGGGUCAAAGCAGAACCUUAAACUGCUCCAUUAAUGACACGCAGAAGAUCUACUGGUACCUGGAGAUACGCAGCCGGUUCAGAGCUCUCAUUGUUGAAACGAUGAGGGAUGAUCCCAGUGAUAACAUGUACUAUGUUCAUCCAUCCAAAACCAAAUAUGAAGCCAUCGAGGGAAGAAGACUUGUGAUCAGAAACAUCACAGCAGAAGACUGCAGGCUGUAUUCCUGCGCCAGGAGGAACAGCGACAACGUUAUUUUCAUCGACACGUUCAGCAUCGUCUCAGCUCUUUCAUCAGACGUUUCCAACCAGUCAGAGGCAAACUACCAAGCGCCCGUCAGCAGUAUCUGGCAGAGUGACCUCAUCACCUGCAGCUCGCUGGGUCUGAACCUCGUCCUCCUCUUAGUGGUUACAGGUUUGGUGUCUAAGUCUCUGUGUUCGAAGAGUCAGAACUGCAACAACCAGCUGAAAGAAUCUGAUGGCUUCAACUGUGAGAACCUGGAGACGGUGGAGACGCCGCAGUACGAGGAGAUCCAGCUGGAUCGAGCCGGCCCGCCUGCUGCGCCUCCUUCAGAGUGUAUUUACUACAAAGCUCAGCUGCCUCAAGCGACGCUGCCUCGGCACUGACACCUGAGACACCUGAGACACCUGGACAGCAGCCCAGAUACCUGUAGCAUUCACUGUAUCUUUGACUUGACUACCUCAAGAAAACACUACAGACGAACCAGUCAGAGGACUGGUUAUGUCUGACUGUGACCUGAGCCGAGCUGCCACUGUCGUCAGAACUUUCUCCCUCCGGGUGGUUAACGCUUCUCAUCUUUGAGGAACCCCAUCAGAACACCAUCUGUUUGGGGUUUCAGACAUUGGCUGUAAAUGAACUGAAUGAUUAUUUAUAUGUAUGAGAGACAAACCAAAACCUCAAAGCUUCUGUUGGCCCAGUCUGACUUUUGUAGACACAGGUCUUGUGGUUUGACCUGAGUUUGAGCAGCAUCAAAUGUUUAUUCACCAGCGAGGCCUCUUGUCAUGUGGUGGGUUGAAGCUCACAGUGAAGUUCCUGUUUUGUUGUCAGAGCUUCAUCACAGCAGCAGCUCCACCGCUGAUCAGUUAUUCAGUCUGUCAAGAAACUCUGUUUGCAUGAACCAUCCUGAACUUCUCUCAUCUGUUUCUGAAGAAUUGUUCUCUUUCCAAAAUUAACCUCAGAACUGCCGUCAGUUUAAAAUUAAUCACAAUUCCUGUGAAAUACUUCCUGUUUAUUGUGCAACUUUGGACCUUCUAGACCUGAGUUGGCAAAUUUCAGUCAUCUCAUGAGUGUUUUGAUGACUCAGCAGUGUUUAAGUUCAUCCGACUCAACUUGUGAACUGGUUGAGUAACAUUCAGCCUGCGGGCUCGAGCCUCAUUUCACAAAGAAACGAAUAAUAAAACUAAACAUCCAAACUAGGAGGUCUCAGUGCAGUGAAAAGCUCUGCUUGGUUCUAAUAGUUCCCUUUGAUUAAAUCUAAUAUCAAAUACAUGUUUAAAUCAGAGCCACAAGUUAUUUCCUGAAAUAAUGUACGAAAAUGUCAAAAACUGAUCCAAAGAUUUUUCGAUCCAUCCCUUUUUUCUGGAUCUGCACCAAAAGUCAUCAGGACCUGUUCUGGGCUGAGACCCAACUUCUGUUGAAGUUUGGUGGAAAUCUGUGAAAAGAUUAUUUUAGUGUAAAGACGAAAGUUCCCUCUUAACUGAUGUGCAUCUCACUUCCUUUCCAGUGAUCUCUUUCAAAUGAAGAGAAGUUCUGCAGGGGAGAUUCCUGGACGUCACAGAACACGUAAACGUCCGAAAGGUCUCAGAAUUUAGACAACAAGAUAUUUAAAAUCUUUAAAAUAAUAUCAAAACAUCAAUAUACACGUCAGAGUCGUCUGCAGAUCGAUUCACUUCACACGUCCUGCACUCAGUAAUGUGGCACAACGUUAGCUUCAGUCCAUUAGCAUCUGUUCAUUCACUUCUAUUUAUUAGCAUCUAUCUGUUAGCUUCAGUCCAUUAGCAUCUCUUCAUUCACUUCUAUUUAUUAGCAUCUAUCUGUUAGCUUCAGUCCAUUAGCCUCUAUAGCAGUGAGCGUUUGUAGGAUGAGUUUUUACCCGUUGAGCUUCAUUGUGGGAGGACGUUGUUAGGAAACAGUCUGCUGAUCAGAAUGUGGGCGGAUGAACCUCUGCAAACGAGAUUUAACCUUUAAAAUAACUUUGUCACACCUUCAUGUUUUCUCCACAGUGAAAUAUUAAAUCCCAAAUGUUUUAUGUCUAAAAUAUUACCGAUGUGUUGUGCUUUGUUUUAGACUCAACGGCUCAACAGUUUUAUCUCCAUCACAGCUCUGAGCUGUGGGGUUUCUGAAGAAGUCUUCAGUCUUCAGUUUCCUUAAAUGUGUGAACAACCACAAUGAGAAGCUUGUUUGUUUGUUAAACCGCAGCAGUUUCACACAAUCCUGACAUUUCACUAGUUUUUUCAAAUGCAUUCGAGAUUGAAAACAAGAUUAAAACCUCCAGAAAACUUGUAAA